This is a messenger RNA of Gongylonema pulchrum, 918 nucleotides long. Lineage: Eukaryota; Metazoa; Nematoda; Chromadorea; Rhabditida; Gongylonematidae. The record is from the annotation of a GenBank genome assembly.
AUGGCUUCCUGUUGCACGAAAUUUGAUUUCUUUGGUAUUAAGAUUACGUCACCAAGCGUUGCGAAUGAUCGGUUCUCCGGCAGUUCCGAUGAGGAUGAUCUUUUCAGUCAGUUUAAAGGAGCGGAAAAUGCGGCUGCGUCAGGAGAAAGAAUUCCUGCGGAAAGCAGCAGCAGUGAGCAGCAAUCAAACAUAGCAGAAACACUUCCGACUAAAGAAUUCAGACAAGUCCUGAGCAGCAUAAUCUCAAGUAGGUCGUCUGGUGUUUCGGAAAACGGUCCUUCUGGACAAAUCAUCAACGAUGUAAAUGGAGGCGCUCAAACAAAUGCAGUUUUGCCGUCGCUGUCUAAGUUACGUGACAAGGGACCACCGCGGCGUUCACCUUCACGUUUGCCACAGCGACUGAAGAGGGAAGCUGUCGGGAAGAUUUCUGAUGUUGCAGCUACAAGUUCGACGCCUGCUUUAAACGAACACACAAAUCAAGGGAGCAAAGCUAAAGCAGCUGAACCAAGGCACUCAGUAGUACAUAAGUGUAAAAAAACUCACGUUACAUCCAUUUUUUCUUCGGAUUCGGACGAGGACAUCUUUUCCACGCUACUGACCAAACCAGCAGUUGAUUCUACUAAGUGCAGUCCUGUUUCCUCUGGAAAAAGCACUGCAUGUGCUCCAGUGAAUGAGAAACCCUCAGCAGCCCUCAGUGCAGUAGCACAAACUUCUUCUGGUGACAAUUUGAAAUCAGGUCUUUUUGACUCCGAUGAUGAUAUUUUUACUAAUAGCACCACCGUGAAUAGUUCCAUGGUCACUGCGGAUGGGAAGGCCGUGACCAGAAAGGUUGAUCGGGAAGUGUUCUGUGGCGGCCUAAAAGCGACUAAAAAGCCUGAUAUUUUCGACAGUGAUUCGGACGAUAGUCUUUUCCUGUAG